This is a messenger RNA of Neoarius graeffei (lesser salmon catfish), 4771 nucleotides long. Its product is annotated as Kruppel-like factor 1. Bases 1031 to 3283 code for a protein of 750 amino acids. The record is from RefSeq and is a predicted model, not a curated record. Gene Ontology annotation, molecular function: RNA polymerase II cis-regulatory region sequence-specific DNA binding; DNA-binding transcription factor activity, RNA polymerase II-specific. Gene Ontology annotation, biological process: regulation of transcription by RNA polymerase II. The transcript is spliced from 3 exons. NCBI's taxonomy places the organism in Eukaryota, Metazoa, Chordata, Actinopteri, Siluriformes, Ariidae.
GUUUCAUGUUGAAUAUUUCAGUUUAAAAAGGAAGUGUCACUCCAGGGCUUGAGGACUGUAGUCAGGUAUAUACACAGCGUGUCGCUUCAACGAUCGCAAUGCUACAGAUGCUGUUACCUUAAGAAAGUUUGAAAUAUGGUUUGUAAGCGAGCGGUGUGUUUUGCGCACAGUGUCACCGGCUCGAACCCUCGGUACGCAGAAAAUGGCUGGUCGCAGGUCCGAGCUCGGGGUGUCUCCUUACAGUGCUGCAGGAUAGACAAGCGGCUGUGAGCUUUUCUCCAGGAGCGAAUUAAACGCGUUUAGCGACACGGGUUCGAGCGACUACAUCAAAGAAUGGGCACACAUUGGGAGAAUGAGACAUUUCAUGUCAAAGAUAUUUGGUCCCUGGGUCUUGACACCAUCUGUAAUAGAUCUUGCGGUCUCAGCAUCAGAAGACAGAAAGUGAUGCCAGAGAUUGCUGACCUUUUCCAGGGGCAAGAAUAAGGACGGAGACCAAUUGCUCCACCAGAAGAGAAAAUGGUUCUUUUUGCAUGAUUUACAAGUGGAUUUGAAAGAAAAGUUUCAGUGAAUUCUCAGGUAGUAAUAAACUGACUAGUACACAUUAAGUGGCAUCAUCACUCCCCCUCUUGUGAGCUAACAACCAAAGUUAGCAUAUUCUUGUUUCAACCGUCAGAGGAUAUUGUUCAGGAGUUUAGCCAUCCAGGGGGACUGAUGUUAACUGUAUCGGAGUCAGUCAGAAGUAGGUUUUAUGGACAAGGUUGAAAGUUAGAGGACCUUAAUGGAAUUUUAGUCUGAAAACCAAAUACCCCUUCCAUCUCAGGAGUAUCUCAAGAAUAGGGUGGUACUGGUAGUGAAGACAAAGCAAGAAGGGAGUACCACAUCAUGCCUCUGAUUUAGUUUCAGAUAAGAAUUCUGUUAAUUCAGUCAAGUUGUCCGAAAUGGUGUCACCAUGCUUGAAUCCACACCAGACAAUAUACGAAUAGCUUCACAACAGGCGCCCGGCAUCAGGACCAACACCAUUUAAUCAGAAAUGAAUGAACCAAUAACCAAAGCGAUAUAUUUUAAUCCUAACCUCUUAUCCAGUGAUUACUCUGUGAAGGACCUUCACCGACAAUCCCCUCUAAGGAAUACUAGUAAUAAAAAUUAUGAUGAAAGUUUCUGUGACAUUACCAAAGAGGAGGUGAAGAUACAGGACUUUACAAAUGCUACUGAGUCUGAGACAUUUGAAAAGACUAGAGACUUUGUGGACAAAAAAAGCACAGAGCACCAUCAGUUGUGCAACAGUGCAAACUGUACAGCUCCAGUCCCAUUUUAUGAAAAGCAGACGGGAUUUCAUGUAGCAACGCCUGAAGCUGUUCCUAGUGUUAAAGAAGCCAUGGGGCAGGAAGAGGUCUAUGCAGUACUGGAUUUAAGCCUGCCAAAAAAGAACGUCAGGGAUAACAAAGAAAAGUGUAAAUGUAUUCUUGAUCCUGAGCAUCAGAUGUCAUUAGAAAUGGAGGUGGAUGAGAUCAAGGAUGACACUCAUCAUGUAGAAGUGGUGCAAGAUGAGGAUGAUGAAAUUUACUGGUCUGACUUUGGAAAUUAUUAUAUGAGCAACUUUCACUUAGAAAAUUGGGACCAGUGUCCUUCUGCUUCACAUGUAGCCAUACCAUCUGCAUACGGAUCCGUCAUGUGUCCUGAUCCAAAUGAUACACUUCUCAUAGAUGAACAAGGUAUUCCUUACAUGCUUACUCCAGAUGGUCAAAAAGUUCUCCAGACAGAUCCUUACAAAAUGCCAGCGACUGCCUCAGAUGAGACAGGAUCUGCAGACAUUGAGAUGUCUUUGGCUUUUCAGGAUGCAGAGUCUGACCGAGAGUUGUUUUUUCCAGAUUUGAUUUUGGAGGACUCCUCACCGAAUGUCUCGGCAGAAGACUCACAAGCUACUAUAACAGUGGAGAGGAAAUCUCCCACUGAUUCCUUUGUUGAGACUGGGCCAACUGCCUUGCCAGAGAUGUCUACUCUGCCUUCCCUUCCUAUUCAGAUUAUGGCUAGUAAUACUGACUCAAACACUCCCAUCCUCCUACUCCCACCAUCUCACCUUCAAGCACUUACAGCUUCAGCAUCUAAUGAUAAUUCUGAACUUAUGGCUCUAUCGCUACCAUUCUCCCUUGCCUCAGACACACAGUCCACCCCUGUCCUUCUUGUUCUUUCAUCUCCUGAAGUACCCUGUGGAGUUCAAUCUUCCUCAAUUUCAGGACAUUUUUCGUCAGCUUCCUCCCCAUCGUCUGUUACACGUCCUUCAUCUUCAAGUUCACCUGACUCUAAACCAGAACCUGUCUCCUGCACAACUGCUCUAAAUCUCUCAGGACAAAAUCAAUCCUGUAAUUAUUCUGCUGCCCCUACCUCAUCCAUUGUUUCCUCCAACACUUCCUCAGUGAACUCUUCAAAUCUGGCUAAGCAACUGAAAACUGAUGCCUGCUCUGACAUGCCCACUUCUUUCCAGGAAGCGUUGCUUAGAUUAGCUGUAUCUGCUGAACAAAAAAAUGAAAACCGAACCAAAUGCAUUGACAAAUCUUCAGUCUUUAACUCGUCAUCUUGUACUGAAGCAACUCCAGCACUAGAGGAGCAUUGUGACACUACACAAGUGUCACCAGUUUCUGAGCCAGAGUCUCUCUCAGUGGACCGAACAGACACUCUAUUAAGAACCCCUACUGAAGACCUUCCACUUCAGUCCUCAACUUCUCCUGCUCAUCCAGACUCCGAAAUAUUUCCCACCAACAAUUCAAAAAAACAGGAUCCUCAGGCAUUAGGCCCACGUCGUAUCCUUUACUGCCAGUACUGCCCACGGAUUUUCUACUACCUCUCCGAUCUUGAACGCCACUCCAUCACACACUCCCAGAAGAAGCCGCACGUAUGCCAGCUGUGUGGCAAGGCUUUCAAACGCUCCAGCCAUCUGGAGCGGCACAAGCAUAUCCAUACAGGUGAACGGAACUUUGAGUGCCAGCUUUGCCCACGGCGUUUCAGAGAAGCUGCAGAGCUGACAAGGCACCAGCGGGUACACACAGGUGAAAAGCCUUACCAGUGUCUGUUAUGCCAUAUGCGAUUUGCUGAGCGUAACACUCUACGGCGGCACACUAAGCGCAAGCAUCAGGGUCAGCAGCAGGAAGCAGUGAACACAAAAGUAAAGCCAGAAACCAAAGGGGUUUCACUUGUUGGUAUGCAUGAGCAACUGGAAGAAAAUGCAGAGUGGUAUAUCUCAACAUUGACUGAGAUGGAGUCUGACAAUGACACAGGAGGAGAAUGAAAAUGAAACAUUACGAUAAGGCUUCAUUCAUAUAUUUAGAUUUUUUUUUUAUUAUAUUCGCAAUGUAUUUACUUUUAUAUUUAAAUACAAUUCUUUUCUCAUUAAGUGUGCAGUGAAAAGUUCCACUGAAAUCCAUUUAAGUAGAUUGCCAGAUGACAAUACUUUGGUUUUGCUAUUCUUUUACCUCCCUUGAUACUUCUUAGAAUGUCUUAAUUACAUGAGUACACAUUUCUUACUCUGGUAAAAUGAACCACUGUGCUGUGAAGGUCAAGUAAUCAGAUUUGUUGACUCUUGAUUAGUGCGUUUCCUGUGAUCAUUUAAAAUGCUUCACAAACUUCAUUUACCAAGUAAUGCGUCAUGUCAAAUGAUGCAUUGAGGCACCUUCAGAGGUAUAGCGUAUACUGUGGUGUUAAUUUCAGUUUCCUAUUUUUAUGUAAAAAUCAUACAGAUCUGUUUCUUUUGACUAUUGUGCCUUGAAAUACAGUACAUUUAAUUUCAGUUGCUUGUUGUUUUUCAAAAGUAAUGCACACUGUGAAAGUAGAACACUUAAAAUUUCUCCUCAGCCUGUUCUUCUUGCUUUCAGUUUGCCGUGAACAUAGAAGUGUUCUCUGUAUCACUGAUUGUUGCUCAAAGUGUCAGCAAAAAAAAAAAAGUGUUGCUCAUUUGAAGUUUGGGUUGGUAUUAUACGUUGCAUUUUGGUAUAAUAUGAUUAAUACAAUGGAAUGUAAAUAGCAUUUAAUAAGUUUUUGUGUGUAUAUAGAGUGUUUGGUCAUUUAAUUUUCAUUUCUUAAUUUGAGUGUGACUGAAAGACAUGCACAUCAGCAGCAUAAAUAUACUGUAUAAUAUGUUAAUAUAUUCCUGUAAAUAAAAAAAAGGAAAAAAAAAAGAUCAUCCUGGGUCUGAUUGCCCUAGGGUUAAUUUAAAACUCUAUAGCGUGGAUUUCAUAUAUAAUUAGCAAUCUGAAUAUUUGCACACUGUAAUUAAAGCAUGCUUGCUGAUCCUUCUCUCUGACUAGUCAUUUUCAUGAUCAAAUAGUACAAGUAGUUUAUUCUGCUUUGGCAUCACUGGACUGCAAAUAUUCAAAGCAGCUUAGACAGAGCUGCUAAGAAAUAGUACCCGAAUGACACUUUUGGGGUUGCAGUAUUGUGCUGGACUUGAUAUACAUUCAAAAGGAUCAAUUUUAUUUAUUGAACUCAUUAUACAUUAUACUUGCCACGGUGCUAUGUAAUAAAAAUGUAAUUGUCAUAAGAGAGAAUGUUGUAAGCCUUACAAAUUAUUAUAUUAAAGAGAGUAAGCAAAUUAACUGCCUGGAAAGUAAAUGCAGGAAAUAAUGUAUUCUGUAUUAUUCAUAUUAAUAGAUAUGUGGUAAGACCAAGAACUUCUAUGAAACACAAGCCACUGGGUUUAUACACACAUGCAUAAAUAUGAGCAUAUGCCAUAGUCUCUGUCACACUGUCUCAUAUCUAAAUAAAAUGCCUUAAAAUAAAA